GCGCCGCCGCCGCGGACCCGCCCCGCGCACGCGCACCCGCGCGCUCCCCUGGCGGCGCCGGCGCACGCGGAGCGGCACCUGCGGCAGGCCCGGUUGCAUCACCCGGCUUGAGGGCGACGGGGGUCCUUUCGCGGGCCUGCCCCGUGCCGCGCCUGAGCCGCUGCCGCUCCCCCGCGGGGCUGGUGGCGGCCCCGCGCCGCUCAGCGCGGCCGAUCCCGAAGCUGGGCGUCUGCCCACCGCGGCCGGCGGGUACCGGGCCGAGCGGCGGCGGCGGCGGGGCCACGCGGAGCCGGGGGUCAGGCGGCCGCAUAGGCCGCCUAGCUUCCUCUUCGUGCCAAGAUGGCGGGGGACGAGGCGGGAGUGACUCUGGGGCAGCCGCACCUCAGCCGGCAGGACCUCGCCACCUUGGAUGUUACCAAGUUGACGCCUCUUUCACCAGAAGUCAUCAGCAGGCAAGCAACAAUUAAUAUAGGUACAAUUGGUCAUGUAGCCCAUGGGAAGUCAACAGUAGUCAAAGCUAUAUCUGGAGUUCAUACUGUCAGAUUUAAAAAUGAACUGGAAAGAAAUAUCACAAUCAAGCUGGGCUAUGCUAAUGCAAAGAUUUACAAGCUGGAUGACCCAAGCUGUUCCCGGCCAGAGUGUUACCGAUCCUGUGGAAGCAGCACCCCAGAUGAGUUCCCUACAGAUAUUCCUGGCACCAAAGGGAACUUUAAAUUGGUCAGGCAUGUCUCUUUCGUGGAUUGUCCUGGCCAUGAUAUUUUGAUGGCUACCAUGUUGAACGGUGCAGCAGUAAUGGAUGCAGCUUUACUGUUGAUAGCUGGUAAUGAGUCAUGCCCUCAACCCCAGACCUCAGAACAUCUAGCUGCUAUAGAAAUCAUGAAACUGAAACACAUUUUGAUUCUACAGAAUAAGAUUGAUUUGGUGAAGGAGAGCCAGGCUAAAGAACAGUAUGAACAGAUUCUUGCAUUUGUACAAGGUACAGUUGCAGAAGGAGCUCCAAUAAUUCCAAUCUCAGCACAGUUGAAAUACAACAUUGAGGUAGUUUGUGAGUAUAUAGUGAAGAAAAUCCCAGUCCCUCUGCGAGACUUCACAUCUGAACCAAGGCUUAUUGUAAUUAGGUCUUUUGAUGUCAACAAGCCUGGCUGUGAAGUUGACGACCUUAAGGGAGGUGUAGCUGGUGGCAGUAUUCUAAAGGGUGUUCUAAAGGUGGGCCAGGAAAUUGAGGUCCGGCCUGGUAUUGUAUCCAAGGACAGUGAAGGAAAACUCAUGUGCAAGCCAAUCUUUUCCAAAAUUGUGUCACUCUUUGCUGAACACAAUGAUCUACAAUAUGCUGCUCCAGGAGGUCUUAUAGGUGUUGGAACUAAGAUUGAUCCAACUUUGUGUCGGGCUGACCGAAUGGUAGGUCAGGUCCUUGGUGCCGUUGGAGCGCUGCCAGAAAUAUUUACAGAGCUAGAGAUUUCCUAUUUCUUGCUGAGACGACUAUUAGGUGUGCGCACUGAAGGAGACAAGAAAGCUGCAAAGGUGCAAAAAUUAUCGAAGAAUGAAGUUUUAAUGGUAAACAUAGGAUCCUUGUCUACUGGAGGGAGAGUCAGUGCAGUAAAGGCUGAUUUGGGGAAGAUCGUGCUAACUAACCCAGUAUGCACAGAAGUGGGAGAAAAAAUUGCCCUGAGUCGAAGAGUUGAGAAACACUGGCGUUUAAUUGGUUGGGGUCAAAUCAGAAGAGGAGUGACAAUCAAGCCAACUGUUGAUGAUGACUGAAGAACAAAAGAGUGUGCUUCAUUUUUAAAGAUGAAGUGCCUAUUUCUAUUUUGGAGGGGGUAUAUUUUCACAGUGGAAUUGGAAGCUGUGCAAACAGUAUCUUUGAGUUGUAUGGCUGUCCUUGUAAGUUUUAUUGAAUUUUACCCUCUUACUAAAAUACUAGUCACUAUCACCAUUAAAAAGUGUAAAAGAAUUGGCGUAGAAGUGGGUUUAACUAUCCACAUCUUGGUAGAAAAUAAUUGUACAUGUCUCAUGGCAUGUCUAAUUUAUGUUAUUUUGUUUCAGACAUACCUGUUUAAUAUCAGUCAAGCCAACCCCAGUGUAACACACAAACCAUAAAUCUGGUAUUGAAAUAAAAUAUUGCUUAUUUUCAUUAAUACUAUUUUUCUGAGUAACAAAAGACUGCAGUGAUUGUUCAACCAGUGCAAGCAUUAAAAGCAAAAACCCAAACUCUUCUUGAAGACUAGUACCCUUUCUGCACAAUGUCUUGUUUUGUUUAGACAACUGUUUACAGCAAGAUCUUCCUUCAUUUUUAUCAUCCUGACUUCAGGAUUCUAGCUGUAUUACACUUUGCAGUUAGGAUGGCAAUCCUAACUUUGACUUUAAUUUGACUUUAAUUUGUCAUUUCCAAUAUUACAAGGAGUUUUGGAUAAACCCCUGAAGAAAAACAACAAGUAAACUGGAUCUGAACUGGCAGCACUGGUUUUGACCUUGUCUUAAAA
This is a messenger RNA of Strigops habroptila (Kakapo), 2480 nucleotides long. RefSeq names its product eukaryotic translation initiation factor 2 subunit gamma (gene EIF2S3). Gene Ontology annotation, biological process: formation of translation preinitiation complex; positive regulation of translational fidelity. NCBI's taxonomy places the organism in Eukaryota, Metazoa, Chordata, Aves, Psittaciformes, Psittacidae. The transcript is spliced from 12 exons. Gene Ontology annotation, molecular function: GTPase activity; GTP binding; tRNA binding. Bases 340 to 1758 code for a protein of 472 amino acids. The record is from RefSeq and is a predicted model, not a curated record. Gene Ontology annotation, cellular component: cytosol; eukaryotic translation initiation factor 2 complex.